AUGGCUAAACUAAGUCGUACCUUUAAUGUCUUGACGAUUUUAACGUUUUUAUAUGAAGUUCAGGGAAAACUGGAAAUUAGGUUUUCGCUACCAGUUGUUGAGUCGAAUAAGGCUGACCAGUACCUGUGUUUUGCAAGAAAGCUCGAUGAAUUUGACGAUAUUAAUGUUGACGGUAUAGAAUUACACGUUGACAAAGAAAACGCACAUCAUGUAUCUUUAUCCGUGUGCAAAGCGCCAUCUUCCGAUCAACAUGUAUGGGACUGUGCGGCAGCCCAAGGAAAGGUUUGUCAGGGAAACGCGGUAAAUCUCGGGGGAUGGGAAGCUCGAAAUAAACACAGCGGGAAAUACAACCUCCCUAAAGGUCUGUCUGUUCGUGUUGGAAAGUACACUCCGAUGCAGUAUAUUGUGACACAGGUUCAUUUUAAACAUUCCAUACGAAAUGCCACAAGCGCUAUUGCAAAUAUCACUGUUCAAUUAAAUACUGAUAGAUCAACGCUUAAUUACCAAACUUACUCCUUCAUCAAUGAAGGUUAUAUUCCAAAACUGAAAAAGAAAGGUUUCUUUGCCGAAUCUGCUUGUCAAUGGUCGAAGCCUCCUGUUCUACUCUACACAUUUACAACACAUACACACGGACAUGGGGUCUUAGUAGAGGGGUUUCUCGUGAGAAAUGGUACCUGGACCGUCUUAGGGAGUCAGCUCAAAAACGGGGAGGAAAAGCAUUUCCAAAAUGUUCCUGGUGGCCCAGUUUCAAUACAGCCUGGUGAUAUUCUGGCAGCCCGAUGUUUGUACAUAAAUAAUAAACCCCGUCCUAUCAAAUUUGGAAUGGCCGAUGAAGAUGAAAUGUGCAAUUUUUCUUUGACGUUUGGAUAUGAAGACAGAUAUACAGACGAUUUCAUACGUCCGAUCGGCUGUUUAUCAGAGUCUCCCAGGUUUCGGUUCUGUAACAGUUCCCGGAUGAACAGUUUCUGUUAAAAUAAAUAUGUUAAAGCAGAUUGUUAACUUUCAUUUUUGACAUAUCUCUAUUUCAAUGAAAGAGAAAAAUACGGUAUAACAUGUUAACAACAUAGAAUCAUUUUUCAUAUUACAUGCUUUGUGUC
This is a messenger RNA of Saccostrea cuccullata (small rock oyster), 1097 nucleotides long. Its product is annotated as probable peptidylglycine alpha-hydroxylating monooxygenase 1. Lineage: Eukaryota; Metazoa; Mollusca; Bivalvia; Ostreida; Ostreidae. Gene Ontology annotation, molecular function: copper ion binding; oxidoreductase activity, acting on paired donors, with incorporation or reduction of molecular oxygen, reduced ascorbate as one donor, and incorporation of one atom of oxygen. The coding region runs from base 1 to 972 and encodes 323 amino acids. The record is from RefSeq and is a predicted model, not a curated record. The transcript is spliced from 12 exons.